This is a messenger RNA of Astyanax mexicanus (Mexican tetra), 2023 nucleotides long. Its product is annotated as achaete-scute homolog 1b-like. The transcript has a single exon. Gene Ontology annotation, biological process: positive regulation of transcription by RNA polymerase II; sensory organ development; regulation of neurogenesis. The record is from RefSeq and is a predicted model, not a curated record. Gene Ontology annotation, cellular component: RNA polymerase II transcription regulator complex. Bases 234 to 839 code for a protein of 201 amino acids. Gene Ontology annotation, molecular function: RNA polymerase II transcription regulatory region sequence-specific DNA binding; protein dimerization activity; DNA-binding transcription factor activity, RNA polymerase II-specific. Lineage: Eukaryota; Metazoa; Chordata; Actinopteri; Characiformes; Acestrorhamphidae.
GCGCGCGUGUUGAAAAAGCCCGGUGCUGCCAAAGUUUGUAUCAGAUCGCUCCGGUGUGGGUGCGCGAGGGGGGCCAGGAAAGACUUAACCUAGAGCUUUUGGACUCGCGACAGCCAGGAACGGGCGCGCACGCGAAACACACGAGUCUGGGUUUGGGACACGAGUCUAAAGAAAAGUCUAAGGAAAGACUUUGGUGGCGCGAGCAUCAUCAUCAUCACCUCCACCGUGGCGACAUGGAGACCAUCAGCACCACCAGCACGACCACCUGCAGCACCACUGCAGCCACUAUCAUCGCCGCUGCUGCUCCAGCCACCUGCCCGUUUGCGCACGAGCGCGCCACAGCAGCAGCACUUGUCUCCAGCGCGACCAGCAGCAGAGCUCUCAAGCGACCCCCGCGCUCCAGCUCGCCGGAGCUCCUGCGCUGCAAGCGGCGGCUCACGUUUAGCGGGCUGGGCUACAGCAUCCCGCAGCAGCAGCCCGUGGCCGUGGCGCGGCGCAACGAGCGCGAGAGGAACCGCGUCAAGCAGGUCAACAUGGGCUUCCAGACCCUGCGGCAGCACGUGCCCAACGGCGCCGCCAACAAGAAGAUGAGCAAGGUGGAAACACUGCGCUCCGCCGUGGAGUACAUCCGCGCGCUGCAGCAGCUGCUGGACGAGCACGACGCCAUCUCCGCCGCCUUCCGCUGCGGCGUGCCGUCCCCCAGCCUAUCCCACAGCUACUCCGCUGAGCCGGAGUCGCCGCACUCCUCCUACUCCUCGGACGAAGGCAGCUACGAGCAGCAGCUGAGCUCCGAAGAACAGGAGCUGCUGGACUUUACCACGUGGUUCGACAGAUACUGAGCGGGUAGGGCUGAGCCGCGUCCCGAUAACCACCCUGAGCUGCGUGCGGAAAAUAGCUCCACUAGUGCACUCGGUCACUCCCUUCCUCUCUCCCUCACAAAAAGCGCCGCAGACCUGUGCCGUUGUUCACUACGGAGAGAGCCAGACAGCGGAGGGCGAGGCGAAGAUUUGGGACACAGCACUCCGAGACGCUCUGCGCCGGUGUCAUAGCAACCAGCAACAAGCAUCAGCGAACUGACUGAGAACAGAACUAGCUAGCAUGCUAAUUUGCUAGCUAACUAGCUGUGACAAAAGUGUCAAAAAAACUGACAAAAAGAGAAUUUGUGCACAUAAAAAGAGAAAAACGUGUCAGCUCAGUUUAAACAAUCCAAGCUACCUUUUCCUAAUUAGCGAACUAGCUAAUUCUAUGCUAUGUUUGUAUACCAUUAUGCUGUCUUGUUAGGGUAACCUUAGCUAGCCAGCAAGCAAGUGUUGAGGAUUGGAACACCACCACCAUGACCACACACUUCCUAGUGCACUACUUAGGUAGUGAUGAAUCUGACACAGCCUUCACCGUCAGCAUCCGCAGCUUCUGGCUGGCUGUCCCAGUGUCUCUGCUCUGAGAUAAACGAGGAUUAAAAAAAGAGAAAAACAAGACUUCUUUCAACUCCGUUCAAAGAUUUAAGGACACAAAGGGAGACUCUGGAAGCGACUGGAGGAAAAGAUUUGAGCUGAAAAGUGCAAUUAUGGACUUAUGUAUGUAUGUGUUGCUGAUAGGGCUGUUUAGAGAGUGUUGUUUUGAAGUUGCUGACGUGACCAUUCCUAAAAAGGGGACUUCUGUAUUAUAAGCUGUAUUUUUUAAUAUAAAGAUUUUAUUUUUGUAUGCCGAGCUAAGCAAAACAAAAAAGGUUCACUGCCUCUUCUGUGACAAUGACCAUGUGGUAGAGUAUGAGUUGUUAGUCAGAAGGUAACAAUAAUGUUGUUAAUGCUCUUAACACUGUUUAGGGUUUUGUUCAGUAGAACAUAUUAUUGAUCAGACAUCUGGCUCCUCAUUGGCUGGACGAGGAGAUGUUUAAAAGUGUAUGCACUUGUUCUCAGUGUUCUGUAGACUACGGAAAAUGUACAUAUCCGCGAUUUUAACAGAUAUAUUUUGUGUAAAAAAAGUUUUUCCUUUUUUAUAAAUAAAUUCACUCUAUUUAUACAUA